UCCAGGGGGGAGGCACAUUUGCAGCCCCAGUCACAAGCCAGGCUCCUCCUGCUCGGAUUCCUCUCGCGGAGCGCGGUGGGAAGCGAUUCCUCUGCUGCUGCUGUUGCUGCCCUUGGAGUGUCUUCUCCCCACUUUUCUGGCUCUGUGUGAGGCAGGCAGGUCGCUUCCCUUGGAAUUGCUCCAGGCAGGCCAGGUUGGAGUGAGAGCAGCCUUUCUGCAGAGCCCAGGAUGAGUUCCAUGCUGACCUCGGCCAUCCGGAGCCUGCCCGUGUCCUCAGCCUGGGCUGCCGGGGCCUUUGCUCGGUCGCUCAGCUGCUCCUCACAGCUCCAAGCCACAGCCCAGCCCAAGACUAAGAAGACCUUGGGCAAGAGUGGAGUGAAGAAUGUUGUGGUGGUGGAGGGCGUCCGCAUCCCCUUCCUGCAGUCCGGCACCUCGUAUGCAAAUUCCCUUUGUUUUGAUCCUCUCCUCAGGGGCCUGCUGACCCGCACCAGCGUCCCAAAGGAUGUUGUGGAUUACAUUGUUUAUGGCACAGUUAUCCAGGAGGUGAAAACCAGUAAUGUUGCCAGAGAGGCUGCCUUGGGAGCGGGUUUCUCCGACAAAACCCCGGCCCACACCGUCACCAUGGCCUGCAUUUCCUCCAACCAGGCGAUGACCACGGGUACGUGGGCUGGGGGAACAAGCUGUGGGGUUGAGAAAGAGGCUGUAGAGGAAUUUCUUUCCCAAGCUCUGACUUGCACUGCUUUUGAAUAUAAAAACUGCUGGAAUGGAGGGAAAGACGGGGCUAACAGGGAAAAAGCAAAGCCACUCCUGAGCUCUGGGUGCUGCCCGGGGGUGGUUUUGGCCGUGCUGACCUUGCCUGCCUGGCUGCAGCUCCCGGCUGUGGCCGAGUUCUCCACCAGUGAGACCAUGGGGCACUCUGCCGACCGCCUGGCCGCCGCCUUCGGCGUGUCCCGCCUGGAGCAGGACGAGUACGCCCUGCGCUCCCACACGCUGGCCAAGAAGGCCCAGGACGAGGGGCUGCUGCUGGACGUGGUGCCCUUCAAAGUGCCAGGCAAAGACACAGUCACCAAGGACAACGGGAUCCGGCCCUCCUCCAUGGAGCAGAUGGGGAAGCUGAAGCCGGCGUUUGUCAAGCCCUAUGGAACUGUGACAGCAGCCAAUUCCUCCUUCCUGACGGACGGUGCGUCGGCGAUCCUGCUCAUGUCCGAGGAGAAGGCCCUGGCCAUGGGGUACAAACCCAAGGCCUACCUGAGGGACUUCGUGUACGUGUCCCAGGAUCCCAAGGACCAGCUGCUGCUGGGGUAGGUGGUGCUGGGGACCAUGGGGAAGUGUCCCAUCAGACACUCUGUCCCCUCAGGCCUUCCCACCCUGCUGGUGUG
Messenger RNA from Lepidothrix coronata (blue-crowned manakin), 1379 nucleotides. RefSeq names its product hydroxyacyl-CoA dehydrogenase/3-ketoacyl-CoA thiolase/enoyl-CoA hydratase (trifunctional protein), beta subunit (gene HADHB). The transcript has 10 exons. The record is from RefSeq and is a predicted model, not a curated record. Gene Ontology annotation, biological process: fatty acid beta-oxidation. Gene Ontology annotation, molecular function: acyltransferase activity, transferring groups other than amino-acyl groups. Bases 229 to 1305 code for a protein of 358 amino acids. Lineage: Eukaryota; Metazoa; Chordata; Aves; Passeriformes; Pipridae.